Alnus glutinosa is the source of this 1716-nucleotide messenger RNA. Its product is annotated as UDP-glycosyltransferase 82A1. Gene Ontology annotation, molecular function: UDP-glycosyltransferase activity. The record is from RefSeq and is a predicted model, not a curated record. Bases 227 to 1612 code for a protein of 461 amino acids. The transcript has 2 exons. NCBI's taxonomy places the organism in Eukaryota, Viridiplantae, Streptophyta, Magnoliopsida, Fagales, Betulaceae.
UUUUCCUCGACCACACAACUAUGUGUGGGCAAGCCUUUUGUCUGCUCCAGAGCAAGAAACACUUGUCCGAAAAAAGGAUAGGCCAUGAAAGCUGCUUAUUCUAAACAUGCAUCUUGACGCACAUGCUUAGUUGACUCUCUCUCUCUCUCUCUUCCUUACUCGCUCUGAUCUUCUAUAUAUUGGGAUUCGCAUACAGGCCUUUAAUGCCAACAAACCAUAGAGAAAUAUGAAGUGUUCAAAGAGGCCAAAGAUCAUUUUGGUUCCAUAUCCAGCGCAGGGACACGUUACUCCCAUGCUCAAGCUAGCCUCCGCCUUCCAUAACCAUGGAUUUGACAUCAUCAUGAUCACCCCGGAGCACAUCCACCAUCAGGUUGUGUCAAGUGUAAAGCCUACGGACCAGAUUCUGUGCUUGCCAAUACCAGAUGGCUUGGACAGGGACACUCCUCGUGACUUCUUCGCCAUUGAGAUGGCUAUGGAGAACAACAUGCCUCUUCAUUUGGAAGCCAUGGUUGACAAGCUUGAUGAGGAUGGUGGGGUCGUGUGUAUGGUUGUUGAUCUGUUGGCAUCGUGGGCUAUUGACGUGGCCAACCGGUGCCGGGUCCCUGUCGCCGGGUUUUGGCCGGCAAUGCUUGCCACGUACCGCCUGAUUGCCGCCAUACCAGACAUGGUCCGGACGGGUCUUGUUUCUGAUGCAGGAAUUCCCCAACAUCUUGGUACAGUUUGCUUGCCUAAUCAACCAAUGGUAUCUACUGAAGAUCUACCAUGGCUGAUUGGAAGUCUUGCAGCCAGAAAAGCAAGAUUUAAGUUUUGGACAAGAACCUUGGACCGAUCAAGGACUCUUAGAUGGCUCCUUGUGAACUCCUUUGCUGAUGAAUACAUUGAUGGAAAACAAACUGAUCAGUUGGUCAACAGCUCUGAAGAUCAUCCACUUGUUUUCCCUGUUGGACCUUUGAGUAAGCAUGCAAUGACUAAGAACCCUAGUUUAUGGGAAGAAGACAUGAGUUGCUUAGAUUGGCUGGACAAGCAAAAGCCUAACACAGUUGUUUACAUCUCAUUCGGAAGCUGGGUCAACUCUAUCGGAGAAGAAAAAGUGAGAAAUCUGGCGUCGGCGUUAGCGGAAUCCGGCCGGCCGUUCAUGUGGGUGCUCCGGUCUGCUUGGCGUGAAGGGUUACCGGUUGGAUACUUGGAGAUGGUGAAGAUGCAAGGCAAGGUGGUUUCAUGGGCUCCACAAAUGGAAGUUUUGCAGCACAAGGCUGUGGGGUGCUACCUCACGCAUUGUGGGUGGAAUUCAACAAUGGAGGCUAUACAAUGCCAGAAAAGCCUUUUGUGUUGCCCAGUGGCAGGGGACCAGUUCAUAAAUGACAAAUACAUUGUCGAGGUAUGGAGAAUUGGGGUGAAACUCAAUGGAUUUGGACAAAAAGAUUUUGAGGAAGGCUUGAGAAAAGUGAUGGAGGACAGUGAGAUGAAGAAUAGGCUAAAAAGGCUAUAUGAGAGAACAAUGGGAGAGGAGGCUAAUUCAGGAGCAAUGUCUAAUCUCACAGCCUUCAUUGAUGAGCUCAAGAUAAUGUCACUUGAGGCUCCCAUUAAAUCUGUUCAUGACUUUAAUUUCUAGCUUUUCAUCUUAGAAUAAAAUGUUGACAAAUUUACAAAAAUCAACAUGAGUUACCAUGAUAAACAAUCUUUGAUAAGAGGUUAACCGGGUUACCGGCAUUUUUA